AUGACGGUGAAAGGUGGCACAAGCCAAGCUUGCGCUGCGUGCAAGUACCAGAGAAGAAAGUGCAUCUCCAAUUGUCCCUUGGCCCCAUAUUUCCCUGCCAACCAGACCAAGAUGUUCCAGAACGCUCAUCGCCUCUUUGGCGUCCACAACAUCAUGCGCAUACUCAACCUCAUGACCACUCAAGAACAGAAGGACGAGGCCAUGAAAUCCAUCAUUUUUGAGUCCGAUAUGCGCGAGAUGUUCCCUGUCACCGGCUGCUUGGGGAUCAUCAAGUCUUAUCAUCUCCAGUAUAUGCAAGCCAUGGAAGAGCUUCAUUACGUUCACGCCCAACUUGCCAUGUGGCGAGAAGAGACCCAGCAGAUGGUCGAUCACAAUUACUCCCCUUCCUCAGAGUUGCAGCUUGGGGUGACGAAUCCAGCGCGCAACAAUGCCUUACUGGUGCCGCAGCAUCCGCAAAUAGCCAAUAAUUCGAUACCUCUCGAGGCCAAUCACCAGUUCGUCAUGAACAGUAGUACAAUUACUAGAGUUGAUAAUUAUAGCUUUUGCGUUGAAUCUAGCGAGGACGUGACCAAACCGUUGUGGAUUCAACACCUGAAUUUUAACAACAAUAAUGGCAUCGAAUCAGUCGCCAUUCAGUCCCAGUUGGAAAAUUCGCAGACGUUUCCCAUCCAGCAAGAAACGGAAGUCGAUUACGACGAGAUUCCAUUUGAUACGAUGGCGGAUGAUAGACAAUCUUACAUUGAAUCGAAGGAUGCAUGCGAGUCAUCAUGCUGUGAAUCGCCAUGGAAGGAUGCGGCCACGCAUGCGACAGAGCUUAUAUCGAAGAAUGAACUCAAGAACGCCGCUGCAUGUUUCAGCCUUACCAGUGCCAAAUAA
Messenger RNA from Diospyros lotus (date-plum), 876 nucleotides. RefSeq names its product LOB domain-containing protein 27-like. Lineage: Eukaryota; Viridiplantae; Streptophyta; Magnoliopsida; Ericales; Ebenaceae. The record is from RefSeq and is a predicted model, not a curated record. Bases 1 to 876 code for a protein of 291 amino acids. The transcript is spliced from 2 exons.